AUGGAGUCGCCUGAGGGAAACGGGUCCGGAGGGGACUUCGCCGUGCCCAGCUCGCCCCGGGGCUCCCCGGCCGUGCCCGGGCCCACGCGCCUCCGCGCCUUCCUCUGGUGCCGGGAGUUCCUGGCCGGCGCUUGGCGCUGCCUGGCGGCGCCCGAAGACCUCGGCAUCGUCCCCGUCAGGUGAGCCCCGCCCCCACCGCCGUAAUGCGCCCAAGAGCCGCGCCGAGUGACGUCAGCCUCGCUCCACUCGCCGCUGCUGCCGUAGAGCGUGGAAUAGCGGCGCACCAGCUUUCCAGGCCUGGGCUUCCCUUCCCCGAGGAGGGAGCGGGGUUCGAAUCUCGCCCGUGAACCAACCUCGCAGGGUUGCUAUGUCUGUGUGUGUGGGGGGGGUGAAAUGGGGCUAGAAUCUCAGGCUAGCCAACCUCGCAGGGCUGGCGUGGGGGUGAAAUGGGCAGUGUGGCGCAGUGGUUAGAGCGCUGGACCAGGACCUGGGAGAGAGCAGGGCUUGAUGCCAUGGACCUUGGGGGCCGGGCACCAUCUCUACCAGCCUAGCCUACCAGGAAGGGUUGGCAUGGGGUGAAAUGGGGAGGGGAGGCAGUGUGGUGCAAUGGUUAGAGCGCUGGACCAGGACCUGGGAGGGAGCUGGGCUUGAUGCCAUGAACCUUGGGAGCCAGGCACCACCUCUCCCAGCCUAGCCUACCUGGAAGGGUUGGCGUGGGGGUUCAAACGAAGACUAGGAUCUGGGGGAAAGCACAGUUCCAAGUUUUGCCUCUCUGCCAUAGGUUGGCCUUGGGGGCAGGUCACUGCCCCUCAGCCUGACCUACCUGGCAGGGCUGUUGUGGGAGAGGUUAAAUGGGGAGGAGAGGCAGUGCGGUGUAAUGGUUAGAGUGUCAGAAUAGAACCUCAGAAAGAUCAGGGUUCGAAUCCCCCUGCAACUGUGCCAUGAAGCUCCCUGUGAGGGCCAGUCGCUGUCUUCCGUCAGCCUGACCUACCUCACAGGGUUGUUGUGUGGUUUUGCAAACUUGCUUCCCCCUGCUCAGGUGAGUAGGACCCAACCAGUGGCUUCAAGUUCCAAGAAACGAGACUCUAAAUACACCUGGAAGAAGAAACCUUCUGCUGGCAAGAGCUGUUCGGAAGUGGGAUCUCGCUGCAGGCUUUUUAAGCGGAGGUUGGGUGGCUGAUUUGCCAGGGAUUCUCAAACAGAGCCAUCCAACCUCCUUCCCAGGAAGGAGAGCCCAGGAUCUCCAGAGGGCGCCCGUUCCUUUGUCAAACAUCUCUUGCCGCCCAGAAAGCUCUUCCUGAUGUUGAGUCUCCUAUCUUGUAACUUGAAUCUCCUAUCUUGUAACUUGAAGCCGUUGCUCCUUGUAACCUUGCUCCAUCUUCCACGUCACAGCCCUUCAGAUAUUUGAAGCCAUAGGCACUUGCAAUUACGUCUCUGUAUAUAUAGAGAGAUAUAAAUCCCCCUGGCCUGCUUCUUUAAUGUUUUAAUGUUGUACUUUAAUCUUGUUUUUUAAGUUGUAUUUCAAUCAACUUGUUUUUAUUAUCAGUUGUUAGCUGCCCUGAGCCCGGUCUUGGCUGGGGAGGGCGGGGUAUAAAUAAAAUUUAUUAUAUUAUUAUUAUUAUUCUUUGCUUCUUCUGCUGCUGCUUUUGCAGCUGGACAGCUCAGCUCUCCGGAAAAUGAGUCACUUCUUCCUUGCAGGCUCUGCGGCUUUCCUGCCCCCAGAGGAGGAGGGGUGUGGCUCAGUUGUUCCUUUCUCCUGUAGGAUGUGUCACAGCAGGCCCACGAGUCACCGUCUCCUUCUCAAGGCAUUCCAGGAACGCUUCCCACACUGCCAGAGCCCUGCCCAGCACAGAGCAUGGCUGGGGUGGGUGCUACCAGUGAGAUUGGCAAACAACAGGGCAGUGAAGGAGGGCAGAACAUCUGGGGAGCAGCUAAAAUUGGCAUUUUGUUGACUGCACAGUGGAGACAACCUUUCCUUUUCCCCCUUUUUAUUUUAUUUUAUGAACAUAGAAAACAUAUACAUUUACACAACACACUACCUAAUUUUCAUAGCAUAAAACAUAAGGAUCUGAGCCCAGGAGCAACUCUCCCCUAAUGUGUCUUCCAGCAACUGGGAUUCAGAAACAUUGCCUCCUCCAGCUGUAGAGGCAGUGAUGAGCCACUGUGUCAAGCAGUCACUGGUAAUGUUCUCCCAGUGCCCUACCCACAACUGGGGCAGUCGAGCCUGCAGCUGUCAUUUUUAAUAUACAGUGGGUGCAUCUGUGCGUGUGCGGUUUGCGAUUUGGCACUUCUGCGCAUGCGCAAAGGACGAUUUAGCGCUUCUGCGUAUACACAACCGCCGAAACCCGGAAGUAACCCGUUUUGGUACUUCCAGGUUUCGGCGGUCUGCAACCCAAAAAAAUGCAACCUGAAGCAUCUGUAACCCGAGGUAUGACUGUAUCUGACUUUUAGAAGACAUCUGAAGGCAGCCCUGUUUAGGGUCGUUUUUAAUGUUUGAUGUUUUAUUGUGUUUUUAAUAUUCUGUUAGGAGCUGCCCAGAGUGGCUGGAGAGGUCUGGCCAGAUGGGCAAGGUAGAAGUAAUAAAUUACUACUACUACUACUACUGGUUUUUUGUUGGGGCAUCUUCAGUCUCCACCUGCCCUCCCCGUUUCUGACUCUUCCUCCCCUCCUGGGUUGUGCUUUCUCCACAGCGGGGGGCUGAGCAACCUCCUCUACAAGUGCACCCUCCCCGAUCACAUUGUGACUGCGGAAGAUGAGCCACGCCAAGUUCUGCUGCGUAUCUAUGGAGUCAUCCUCCAGGUGAGAUCUUCUGGUCCUGGUGCUCUGGGUUCCCAACCCCUUGGCAUGGCCUUCUCUGUGCUGGCUCCCCAGGGGCUGAAGAGGAACUGAUGUAGCACUGACAGCACCUUGCGGGAAACUUUAGUGAAGAGCAGGGAGGUGUCUAAAUCCAGCCCUGCCCCUCCCGCUGCGCUCCGGAGGCUUCGGGUUGCCUUCACUGAAGCCUGGAGAGUGAGAGGGGUCAGUACGCACCAACCCCUCUCGCUCUUCAGGCUUCCGACGUAGCCGCCUGAAGCCUCCAGAGUGCAGCAGGAACUCCCGCUGCGCUCCGGAGGCUUCAGGUUGUGGAUUUUGAAGAGGAUUAGAUAGAUUCCUGGAGGAGGAGAGGGCUAUCAAUGGCCACCGGCCAGGAUGGCUCUGUUAUGCCAUCCACAGCAGGAGGAAGGAAAGCUUCUGAAUCCCAGUUACUUAAAACCGCAGGAAUGGAAAGUGCUGCUCUGGGUGCUUGAAUCCGGCUUGCAGGUUUUCCCAAAGAGGCAUCUGGUCAGCCACUGUGAGAACAGGAUGCUGGACUCGAUGGGCCGUUGGCUUGAUCCAGCAGGCUCUUCUUCUGUUCUUAGGCCACUUCAGGGUCUCGUUUGUGGCCAGCCUGAUCUCGAAUCCUUUUUGUCUUCUCUGUCCCUCUGGGGUUUGGAGGCCCCACAAUUCUUUUGCCUUCCCUGCUGUGGCCGUUUGACUGUCAAAUGACUGUCAGGGUCCCUUCCAACUCUACACUUCUAUGAUUUGCACGUCUUUCUCUGCCCGGGCUGUGCAACACCCUCUUUCUUCGGGGGGGGGGGGGGGUGGCGGCAAGGGCAGAAUCUGACCCCAUCGCCUUUCUCUCUCCCGCAGGGGGUCGACUCGCUGGUUCUCGAGAGCGUCAUGUUUGCCAUCCUGGCUGAGCGGAUGCUGGGACCGCGACUCUACGGCAUCUUCCCCCAGGGGCGCCUGGAGGAAUAUAUCCCGGUGGGUUGUUGGCUGUGCCCUGGAUCAGCGGUUCCCAUAGUGGGUGGGAUUAACUGAGGGGCUGGCAGAAGGAAUAUGGGAGGUGUAAAUGGCUUUCAGACUUGGAAAAGAUGGAUCAAGUUCAUCAGGUUUGUAGGAAUGAAUUAAACUAAAUCAGGCUUCCUCAAAAUCGGCCCUCCAGAUGUUUUUGGCCUACAACCCCAUGAUCCCUAGCUAGCAGGACCAGUGGUCAGGGAUGAUGGGAAUUGUAGUCUCAAAACAUCCGGAGGGCCGAGUUUGAGGAAGCCUGAACUAAAUAGUUUUAAUUGGGCUUUGAAUAAAUGCAAUUAAUGGUUUCCACUUUGAAUUUCAUAAUAAUAAUAAUAAUAAUUUUAUUUAUAUCCCACCCUCCCCAUCCAAAGCAGGGCUCAGAGCGGCUAACAACAAUAAAAAUAACACAGUUUACAUAAAAUCACAAUCAAUUAAUUGAAAUACAUUCUAAAUUCAUUCUAAAAUCAAUUCAGAGUCAAAUUAAUGGCAACCAUUGGGCUAGAGUUCUAUGAGGAUUACAGAAGGAGGGGGUCAGACUGCAUCUUGGCCAAAGGCCUGGUGGAACGGCUCCAUCUUGCAGGCCCUGCGGAAAGAUGUCAAGUCCCGCAGGGCCCUAGUCUCUUGUUCCACCAGAUUGGGGCCACGGCUGAAAAAGCCCUGGCUCUGGUUGAGGCCAGCCUAACCUCCCUGUGGCCCGGGACCUCCAAGGUGUUUUUGUUUGAGGACUGUAAGGUCCUCCGUGGGACGUACCAGGAGAGGCAGUCCCGUAGGUACGAGGGUCCUAGGCCGUAUAGGGCUUUAAAGGUUAAAACCAGCACCUUAAACCUGAUCCUGUACUCCACCAGGAGCCAGUGUCAUAUUAUCUUCCUUAAUGGGUUGUGCAGGCUGCUAUUCUAAGCAAUGCUUUGUACAGGGUGGCUGUCCAGUGUUCUCACCGCAGCAGCCCUGUGAGGUAGGCUAGUCCGCUUGUGGUUGUUGCCAACAUGCCCUCCUUCAUUUUCUGCCGUGGUUUAGUGGCCCCAGACACGCACACACAACUUUCCUCCCCCCGUGAUACGGACUCUCAAUAGAUGUUUUCUUGCCUGCUGUUUCUGCGCUCUGUUGCGCAGGGGUCCCCACACCUCUGGGGCAGGUGCCCACGGAGCUAUUCCUCACAGUGGGAAUUGGCUUCCGUUGGGUGGGAGAGGAAGAGGCUCUCAUGCCGCCUGUGUCUCUUCCCCGCAGAGCCGCCGCCUGACCACGGAGGACUUGCCCGACCCCAGCAUCUCGGGGGAGAUCGCCAUGAAGAUGGCUCACUUCCACGAGAUGGUGAUGCCCUUCAAUAAGCAGCCCAAGUGGAUGUUCGGGACGAUGGAGAAGUAAGGUUCCUGGUGCUUUUGAAAGCUGCAGGCUAGAAAACCCGGAAUCCUUUCUCCUGGGUAUCAUGUCAGCGGAAAUAAAAAGAACGGUCAAACCAAUAUUUUAUGUAUGCAACUACUGCGGCAGGGUUAUUGAUUGCCAAGAAUUGGAAAAACAGCAGCGUCCCAACUAAAACAGACUGGUUAUCUAAAAUGAUGGAAUACUUCCAUCUUGCCGAACUAACAGGGAGGAUAAGAGGAGAUAUGGUACAAAAAGUGAAUAAGGAGUGUGCUGGGCCCAGGGGAAACCCUUGAAACGCAGUCCAGGACCAGUCCAGAAUCUGGAGGUUCCGCUAAGAGUCAGUCCAACAGAGCCAAGGCAGGACACGAGGCAGGAAACCAGGCAAGGACAGGCACAGGAUCUCAGGCAGGUUCAACAUUGCAAACAGCAAUGUUGCUCCCGCAACCUGGGGCAGAGUCCGACAGCCUUUUAUCUCUGUUGGGGUAACGGCCGGUCCUGAUCCCCCGGUGACUCACCUCCCUGUCUCGCCCGAAGGUAAGCGCUCCUCCUGCGAGUACUCAGGUCUCUCUUUCUCUCAGACCUCAGUCUCUGCAGCUUGGGAGACAUCGGUGGGUUACUAGACCCAGAGGCCGCCUCAGCCUCCCCUGACCCAACCGGUAGUGGAGCAGCUGUAAGUGAUGGCCCAGCUGGAGGCAAGGAGGGAAUCCCCGCAUCUGGAGCCAGGCCCCUGACUCGGCCCAGCUGGUGUUUGUUGCAGGGGAACCUGUGCAGACUGGGACUCUUCAGGAUCAGGCCCCAGACUUGGUUCAGAUGAUGCCUGAGGCAGAGGAUCCAGUGCAGACUGAGACUCCUCUGGUCCCGCGUCCCAGGCCAUCACAGCCUGUUGGGUUGUGGCUGGAGAAAGCCAGUGACUGACCGAUUCUCCUUUCCCCCUGUUGGCAGGUACUUGAGGCAGAUCUCUGAUCUGACCUUCCCCCAGGAAGCCCAGCUGCAGAAGCUCAAUAAGCUCAAGGCGUACAACUUGGAAGCGGAAAUGCGCAGCCUCAGGUGAGCGGGCAGCAGCGGGGCACAGGAUCGGGGGCCUUGGGUCAGUGCUGUGCCCCCUGGCAGAAUUAGCUAGUCCGUGAUGGGAUGCCUUGCCCCUUGCUUUCCAUCACACACACCCUGCCAAGGCAGGGUCCAUAGCUCUAAGUGGCAGAGCAGGUGCCUUGCCUGCCUCAGCCCCUCUCCUGCCAGGAGGCUUUGGGGCAGCAGUGGGGGUGGACUCCAACGCCAGAGGAAAUGGACCAGUCGUUGGACUUGAAGCAGCGACAUGCCCUUAGCCUCUGGCUGCAAGCGGCAACCGGCCUCGAAACAGGGAAGAUGCAUUUCUGGCCAAGAUAAUCACAGAAUUGUAGAGGCGGGUGGGAUCCCCAAGGGCCAUCUAGUCCAACCCCUUGCAAUGCAGGAAACACAGCAAAAGAAUCCCUGACAGCCAUCCAACCUCUGUUUAUAAACCUCCAACAAAGGAGAUUCCAACCACCUUCCAAGGUUGUCCAUUCCAUAGCUCUUGCCGUCAGAAAGUCAUUCCUAAUUUUGAGCUGGAAUCUCCUUCUUUGUCAUUUGAAUCCGUUGGUUCGGGUUGAAUCCUGCCCUGUGGAGCAGGAGAAAACUCCCUCUUGUCUCCCAUGAAUUGAUGGGGUGGAUGUGAAUAUUUUCUGUGUUUUCUUUUGGGGGGCCCUUUCCCUCUCCAAAUAUGCUCUGUUUCAGGGUGGGGGGUUCCCCUGUGCAAAGCAAACACCCUCCUCAUUCUCCUAACUCUCUUUUCUCUCUCUCUUUUCUGGAAUUUCAGGGAGCUGCUGGAGUCCACCCCGUCCCCCGUGGUCUUCUGCCACAACGACGUGCAAGAAGGUGAGGACACUGAAGUGGGGAAGGGAAGCUGGGGUGGUGGUGUGAUCUUUCCCCCAGGUUCUGGCCAGGGGCCUGUGAAUAUUGGGUGGUGCUGAGAGUCCCACUCCCCACCCCCUGAAUGAUGCUGAGAUUCCUCCCUGAAGCAGAGCGGGGCAAGGCACACUGCCCUGGCUUCCUGCUGCUGUGAGAGCAACGCAGUGCCUGCAGCCACCCUGAAUGGAAGGCCAUAUACGAAGAGCCUUGCAGCUGGAUCAGACCCAAAGGGCCCAUUGAGGCCAGUUCUGGGAGCAGAACCUGAGUUCCACAGGGCUCUCUCUCCACCUGUGACUCCCAGAAACCAGUAUCCAGAGGAAUACUGAAAGAUCCUAUUCCCUCAUAUGAACCUGACUGGGCUCUAAGAGCUUCGGGGGGGGGCAGUUUUUUCAGUCCGAUCCCCCUCACAGGCAUACUGGGUAGGGACUCAAGACAGGGCCUUAUUGGUGGCAGUUCCCAGUCUUUGGAUCUCCCUGCCUAGGGAAGCCAGAUGGGCUCCCUCCUUGCUCUCCUUCCGCCAGCAGAUGAAUACCUUCACCAGCAGAUAUAGAAUACCUACUCAGCAGAUGAAUACUGCCCUUGUUCCAGCAGGCUUUGGGGAACUGGUUGCUUUUAACGAGAGGGCUUUUUUUCUUGUAAUUAUCUUCAUGUUUUUGUAGAUCACACAGAGAGAGACAUACACUGUGCACAAUUUUUGUUGGCAUCCGUCUGUCUCAGGAUAACAGGGGCAGAAUGCACCUUUGGGAGUGAAAUCAAACCAUUAGAGAGUUACAGAUGGAGAUGGGAGAGACAUGUUUCAUUACGCAUAUGUAUUCACAUGUAAAAUGUACAUAUUAUCUAUACAGUGAUACCUCUGGAUGCGAACGGGAUCCGUUCCGGAGCCCCGUUCAUAUCCUGAAGCGAACGCAACCCGCUUCCGCGGGUCGCAUGUCACCGCUUCAGUGCAUGCGUGUGACGUCAUUUUGAGCGUCUGCGCAUGCGCGAGCGGUGAAGCCCCGAAGUAACGCGCUCUGUUACUUCCGGGUCGCUGCAGAGUGCAACCCGAAAAUGCUACUUCAACCCGAGGUAUGACUGUACCUACAAAAUAUGUGUGCGUUUAACAAUUGCUUCCCCACAAGGUUCUGUUUCAACUGAGCUGCCUUGAGUUCUUGUCGGGGGGGGGGGGGGAGUGGGAUAUAAAUAAAUAUAAUUAUAAAAAGAGAAGAAGAGUUUGGAUUUGAUAUCCCGCUUUAUCACUACCCGAAGGAGUCUCAAAGCGGCUAACAUUCUCCCUUCCCUUCCUCCCCUACAACAAACACUCUGUGAGGUGAGUGGGGCUGAGAGACUUCAGAGAAGUGUGACUGGCCCAAGGUCACCCAGCAGCUGCAUGUGGAGGAGCGGAGACACUAACCCGGUUCACCAGAUUACGAGUCCACCGCUCGUAACCACUACACAAUGCUGCCCUUGACACUGGAAGAGGGUGGCGAGCAUAGUGGCCAUGGCGAGUGGCCGCUGAUGCCUUCUCCUGCUCUUGCUCCUUCUCUCCCCACAGGGAACAUCCUGCUCCUUGCUGGGCGUGAGUCCGCCGCCUCCGACCGCCUCAUGCUGAUUGACUUCGAGUACAGCAGCUACAACUACCGGUGAGCUGGGCGUGAGGGCAGAGGGCAGGGAGGGAAGCGGGCGGCAGACAUUGGGACUUGGUCAUUCUGGACUCACAGCUGUCCAUGGAGGCACAGGUCAAUUCUGUGUCCAGGGCAGCUGUCUACCAGCUCCAUCUGGUACGCAGGCUGAGACCCUCUCUGCCCGCAGGCUGUCUCGCCAAGUGGUGCAUGCUCUAGUUAUCUCUCGCUUGGACUACUGCCAUGCGCUCUACGUGGGGCUGCCUUUGAAGGUGACCCAGAAACUACAACUAAUCCAGAAUGCGGCAGCUAGGCUGGGGACUGGGAGCGGCCGCUGGGACAACGUAACACCGGUCUUGAAAGACCUACAUUGGCUCCCAGGACGUUUCCGAGCACAAUUCAAAGUGUUGGUGCUGACCUUGAAAGCCCUAAAUGGCCUCGGUCCAGUAUAUCUGAAGGAGCGUCUCCACCCCCCAUCCCCCACACCCCCCAUCAUUCUGCCCGGACACUGAGGUCCAGCUCCGAGGGCCUUCUGGCGGUUCCCUCACUGGGAGAAGCAAGUUACAGGGAACCAGGCAGUGGGCUUUCUCGGUAGUGGCACCCUCCCUGUGGAACGCCCUCCCACCAGAUGUCAAAGAGAGAAAUAACUACCAAACUUUUUGAAGACAUCUGAAGGCAGCCCUGUUUAGGGAAGCUUUUAAUGUUUAAUAGGUUAUUGUAUUUUAGUGUUCUGUUGGAAGCCACCCAGAGAGGCUGGGGGCCCAGCCAGAUGGGCGGGGUAUAAAUAAUAAAUUAUUAUUAUUUUUUAUUAUUGGUGGCAAGAGGCCUGGCAAGGACAGCAGGGCCGAGCUUGGCACGGUGACCCCUUAACCAGGCAAGCCUCUGGAUUUCUUUGGGCCGAGGAAAAUUUGGGGGCAGGCCUGCUGCCCCACUAUCGAUGAGGCUUUUCCCCACUGUUAACGGAAAAAUCUGAGGGCUCCCUUGGACAAAAACAAAGACACCAACCAGGAUAACUUGGAGCAAAACAGCAGCCUGUAGGCUUGGUCUUUAUUGAAUACUGUCGCGACAGGACUCCCACCCCCAACAAGAUGAAGCAAAAUGGAAGCCCAGAACAAAAGAAGACCCCAACUUUAAUUAGUUACUAAUCCCCCAAACUACACCCCCAAGACUACAUCACAACUACAUCACAGAAAGGAGGGGUUGAGGGAGGAACUGUGGUCGUAACCUGAGUGUCUUGGCACCUGGCUGGUUCCCCCUUUCCCCCUCCCCGUGAGUACUUUCCAGGUGACAGAGGGGAGUUUGCAGUUUCCUGCCCCCAGAGGGAAGAGCUGAUUAUUGUCCUUUGUUCCAGUCUGUGCUGAAUCCACUCCCAUAUGCAAGUUCUUUGUGAUCUUGAUGGUCUUCCGUCUAGGACCAUCAGGGUUGGCAUAGCAACUGGGCAGGGCUCCUGUGUAUGUGCUGGUAUGCUCAAGGGAUUAUGGCUGCCCUGUAACAAACCUUCCCCAUUUUGUGGUCCUUUCUUCAUGGAGUAAAAUAAAAGUGGAACAGUGCAGAUCCAAUGUAUGGUUGAUUUUCUAUGAAUUUAUAACAGAAGCGUAGCGUAUAUAGUGUGUGAAUGUGUGUGAAGUUUGUACAAACUGAAUGAUUGGGGGUGGGUUUCCCUGCGACACCACCAUGAAAUGCUUAAAAGAGGUUUCAUUCCAUUGAGGCCCAUUGGCAAGCGUCCCACGCCCCAGCUUUGCAGCAGGCGAACUGGAGGUACCUGCCCAUAUUGGAGGGGCGGGUGUGAUCCUGGCUUGACGCUCAGCCACAGAGACCAGUGGGUUGAGCUUCACCCUCCCUCCCUCUCUCCCUGCAGGGGCUUCGACAUCGCCAAUCACUUCUGCGAAUGGGUGUACAACUACGCCCACGACCGGUGGCCUUUCUACAAAGCCAGCCCAGAAAACUACCCCAGCCGCCAGCAACAGGUAACGCCUGCCCUCUGCUUGCCACAAGGACGUGGCGCCUCUCGCUUGAAGGAAGUGGCUGUUUCUCAGUUGAUGGCCCAUUUUUGUUUCUCGUCGAAUUAUUCCAUGUUGGCUGCUUGCGCUGAAACGUCCACAGCAAAAAGGAGAAGUAGAAUGUAACAUAUGCAUUCAUAUAACAUAUGACAGAUGAAUCACAGUUUGUGAGUAAAUGUAGGUAGGAGAAUUAAUAUCAAGGCCAACAGAAAACUCUGGCUAAAAGCAGUUUGCAAUAAGUGCUCUUAACAUUCAGCUUCAUUGUGCAUCACUUUUAGUGUUAUGAGAGAAGAGGGGAAACUUUUCUCUAUUCCCUUUCUCCAUGUCAUGCAUAAUUUUGAUAAGCUUCUAUCAGGUUGCCUCUCACUCGUCCUUUCUCUAAAGUCUCAAAUACCUGAUAAUUUUGGCUGCCUUUACAUCUCAAAAGUGGUUUGCAACAAGCAUUUAGGUUCCCCAUAACUGCAUUUGAAAGCAGAUGUCUCUGUUCUGUAGUUCCUGCAGGCUUUGUGCAGGGGGCGGGGGUGUUGAUUUUUUAUUUGCGUAGUUAUAAAUAAAGCAUUAUAAUUGCUUUGCAAACCCAUUUCUAACUUACGGGACCUGCCUUUGGGUUUCCAGAAUAAAUGCCAGUAUAUCAACAGCUGGGUCCUCUGAGCAUCACUGUCUCUCCCUUACAUUUGCAUAACAUUUCGUUAUAAAUCACGGAUUACAAGAGUUUUGGUUUCGAAUCUAAUCAAGUAAUGGGUUUUUUGGAGGGUGUCGUUGUAAUUGGCAGAAACCUCUUAGGCUCUUAUACUAAGUCGCUGCUGGCUUGACCAGCCAUUGGUGCACGUUUGACUUAGCAGCUGACUCUGUGCGUUUGAAACUGGUCCGGUGAGUAGCCUUGGUGCUUCUGGAGGCUGAAGGCUCAGGGAGGCUGGAGGGCAGCCUUUUGGGGGAGGGGGGUGCUCUCAGAAGCCCCUGCCCAGAGCAGCAAGACUGCAGGAAUUUUUAUUUGAACAUUGAUUUCUGCCUCCCUCAUCUGUCACAGUUCUUUCCAAAGCACACUAAACUCCACUAAAAUACAGAAGCAGAAUUUUGGAAGAUUCGGAACAAGGCUGUCAAUAUUGUCAUGCUGUUAUGCAGUGGUAUCUCGGGUUACAGACUGACACAAUUGGAAACUGUAAGAGUCCCUGACUUGGAAACAAUUCAGCAGGAAUUGUACCAUGGGUUAAGAACUUUGCUUCAGCAUGAGAACAGAAAUCAUGCUCAGGCGGCAGCGGGAGGCCCCAUUAGCUAAAGUGGUGCUUCAGGUUAAGAACAGUUUCAGGUUAAGAACGGACCUCUGGAACGAAUUAAGUUCUUAAACCGAGGUACCACUGUACAAAAUUUUGGUACAACCACAUUCUGGUUGCCUCACCUCAAAAAGGAUAUUGUGGAGUUUGGAAAAGUUUAGGAAAGGGGGUGGCACAAUGACCUUACAAAGAUUGAUUGCAAUGUCUACGACCUUUUAGUUUAGAGAAAAGCUGGGUAAGAGGCAACACAUUAGAAGUUUAUAAAAUGAUGCACAGCACGCAAAAAGUGGGUAGAGAAAAGGUUUUUCUCUUGCCAGACUAGAACUUGUGGACAUCCGAUGAAGUUAGAUGAUGGAAGAUUCAGGGCAGAGAAAAGGAAGUCCUCCACGCAUAGUUGAACUAUGGAACUCACUGCCACAGGAAGCAGCGAGGGCCACCAAUUUGGAAGGCUUUAAAAGAGGAUUGGGCAAAUUCAUGGAGGAGCAGAGGGCUAUUGAGGGCUCCUAGCCAGGAUGGCUGUGCUCUGUUUCCAAGGCAGCAAUCCUUCUCCAUCCCAGAUGCUGGAAACCACAGGAGAGGAGAGUUGCUCUUGUGCUCAAAUCCUGCUUUCAGAUUUUCACGCAGGCGUCUGAUUGUGCCACCGUGGACAACAGGACUCUGGACUAAUUGGGCCACUGGCCUGGUCUAGCAGCCGCUUCUGUUUCUCUGAGCUGCCUCUCAGCUUCACCGUAAAGCAAUAAAUCGUCUUUUUUUUAUUUAAAGGGAAAUAUUUAUUGGGGAGAAACAGCUGUAGGUCUCCGAAAAGCACAAGCUUUUUGGUUUCCAGUGUUGCCUUUUGAAAGCAUGGUGACCUGCCCUGGGACCUUGAGGUGGUUAUAAAUCAAAUUAAGAGGAUCAGUAAUGAGCAUGUUCGGGCAAGCAGGCCAGAGCAAGGAGAUCUCAGAGAGUGGAGCAGCCUGCCCUGUCAGGACCCGGCUCUGUUCUCCCAACUCACCCUGAGGUUACUCUUUCCACAGCUGCAUUUUAUCCGCUGCUACCUGGAGGAGGCGGCUGGGAAGAAAGCGCGCCCGUCCCCGGAAGAGCAGGAGCGCCUCGAGGAGGAGAUGCUUCUGGAGAUCAGCCGGUCAGUGUCUGGGAACGCACGAAAGUCGCCUUGGGAAUUAAUAAAUAAUAGUAAUAAUAAUUUUAUUAUUUUUACCCUGCCCUUCCCAGUUCAGAAAACCGGGCUCAGGGAGGCUAAUAACAAAUUUAAAAUACUUAAUUGAUGCAACAAAAAUAAAGCAUAAAAUACAGUAUAAAACGUGAAUAACAAUAAAUUCAGAAUUCCGAAAUCAAUUUAGGGGGGAAAUCCAUCCAAUAAGCAUCCAAUAAGAUGAUCACCAGGGCUAGCUGGCUAAAUUAGUCCUAUUUGGGCCAGCGAGGAGACCAGGGGAGAAUUAGCUGUGGGAUCCCAGAGCGGGUAAUCUUCAUAAAAAAGGGAGGGGGAGGGAAGGAAGGGGAAUAAAAGAUCAGGCUAAGUUCAAGUUGAAAGCCAGGCAGAAUAGCUCUGUCUGUGGAAGGAGAUUAAAUCCUGCAGGGCCCUGGUCUCAUGGGACAGAGCAUUCCACCAGGUCGGAGCCAUCACUGAGAAGGCCCUAAUAGGGAAAGGUCAAAAUUUUGCUUUUCCAGGAGCUCAGCGAGCCUCACCAGCAGGCGAUCAGUGGUCUCCCUACGUGCCUCUUCAUAAAAGGGACAUCUAAAGAACAAGUGCUCUGGGCUUCCUGUCUCCCCUGAUGAACAGGCGCAAAGUCUCUGAGCAUAUGCUGCCCCUAUUUUAUCCUUAUAACAACCCUGUGAGGCAGGUCGGGCUGAGACAGAGAGGUAGCGACAGGCCCAGGCCCCACCCAGCGAGCUUCGUAGCCAAGUGUGGACCGUGGUCUCCUGGGUCCCAGCUCGUUUUUCUAACCACUGCCCCACAGGGAGUCAGGAAGCAUGGAUUUCCAGAGCAUCUGCUCUGUCCCUGAGCCAGCACCCCUCUAUACGAUGGAGAGAGGCCGCUUUGGACCCCCGUUGCCUCACCUCCAGCUCCUCUUCCUCCUCCUUCCCUGACUCCUCUCCUCCCCAUCUCUCUCUCCCAGAUUUGCGAUGGCCUCCCACUUCUUCUGGGGCUUGUGGUCCAUCUUGCAGGCCAAGAUCUCCACCAUCGAGUUUGGCUACCUGGUGAGUUCUUGUGUUGAUGACCUAGCAAGCUCUUCUCAUGUGAUGCUUUCAGCAAACUUCCAGUGGUUUGCGAAGGCAGGCGGACGCCUUAUGCAACAAGAGCAUCACUCUAGAACUGGGUUGGCUUCUCAUGUUCUGGGAAAGGUGGGUGCAAUGCCUGACCCUGACUCUGCCCUCCUCCCCUCCUCUUACCUCCCAGGAAUAUGCCCAGUGCCGCUUCGAAGCCUACUUCCAGCAGAAAUCUCUCUGCGAGUGA
Messenger RNA from Podarcis lilfordi (Lilford's wall lizard), 14419 nucleotides. The record is from the annotation of a GenBank genome assembly. NCBI's taxonomy places the organism in Eukaryota, Metazoa, Chordata, Lepidosauria, Squamata, Lacertidae.